UAGCAGCUGCCGCGGGAGCUCGGUUGAGGAGAAGAAGGAAAUGGCGGCGGUCGUUUCGGGCACCGUCUCCGCGGCGGGUUUGGAAGGCGGCCCCAAAAUGGCGGAGACCGGAGUCGUUCCCGGAGGCGGCCUGGGCUCAGGAGGGGCGGCGAACGCGGCGGGCAACGGCAUCGUCGACGGAGGGCCCAAGAGUGAAGGCGACUGGCCCGGCCAGAGUGAGAAAAGGAAAGAGAAAAAUGCGAAACGGGGUGGAGGGAGCCGCUUUGAGCCGUACCCCAGCCCUUCUUCGAAAAGAUACCGAGCCUUCAUCACCAACAUCCCCUUCGACGUCAAGUGGCAGUACCUGAAGGACCUGGUCAAGGAGAAAGUUGGUGAGGUAACAUACGUGGAGCUCUUAAUGGACGCUGAAGGAAAGUCAAGGGGCUGCGCGGUGGUGGAGUUCAAGAUGGAAGAGAGCAUGAAGAAAGCGGUGGAGGUGCUGAACAAGCACAGCCUCAGCGGGAGACCCCUGAAGGUGAAAGAGGACCCCGACGGUGAGCAUGUCCGAAGAGCCGUGCAGAAGGCCAUGGCCGCCUCUGGCAGCGGGAUGGGCAUCAGCCCCAGCGGGCCUGGCAUGAUUAACAUCCCGCCCAGCAUUCUCAACAACCCCAACAUCCCUAACGAGAUCAUCCACGCCUUGCAAGCCGGCCGGCUGGGCAGUACCGUUUUCGUGGCCAAUCUGGACUACAAGGUUGGCUGGAAGAAGCUGAAGGAGGUCUUUGGCAUGGCUGGGGUAGUCGUCCGAGCAGACAUCCUGGAAGACAAAGACGGGAAGAGCCGGGGCAUCGGCACCGUCACCUUUGAACAAGCAAUCGAGGCCGUCCAGGCCAUCUCUAUGUUCAACGGGCAGCUGCUCUUCGACAGACCGAUGCAUGUCAAGAUGGAUGAGCGCGCUUUGCCAAAAGGAGACUUUUUCCCUCCGGAGCGGCCUCAGCAGCUUCCGCAUGGCCUUGGAGGGAUCGGCAUGGGAUUGGGGCCGGGCGGAUUACCCAUUGAUGCCAACCACCUGAACAAAGGCCUGGGCAUGGGCAACCUUGGCCCUGGAGGGAUGGGGAUCGAAGGCUUGGGCUUCGGAAUGAAUAAAAUGGGAGGCAUGGAGGGUCCUUUCAGUGGAAUGGAGAGCCUGGGCCGUUUUCCUUCCGGGAUGAACCUCGGCCGGAUGAGUGAGAUGGACCGAGCCAUCGGAGGGGGAUUCGAAAGAGACUUCCCGAGAAACGAAAUGGGGAUGGCCCGUAGUUUUGGAGACACUCUGGACAGAGGCAUAGGGGGUGGCGGGGGCGGCGCCUCGAUCCCGGCCAUUGACCGCAUGGCCCCCGGACUGGACCGCAUGGCCCCCAGCAUCGACAGGCUGCCCACCGGCCUCGGCCACGGGAUCGACCGCGUGGGCUCCGAGAUGGACCGGAUGGGCCUGGUGCUGGACCGCAUGGGCUCCGGCGUCGACCGCCUGGGCUCGGGCAUCGACCGCAUGGCCCCCCUGGGGCUAGAUCACCUGGCCUCCAGCCUCGACCGGAUGGGCCCCGGCAUGGAGCGGAUGGGGGCCGGCCUGGGCUUCGGCCUGGACCGCAUGGGCUCCACCCUCGACCGGGUGAGCAGCGCCAUGGACCGCAUGGGCAGCGGGGUCGACCGGAUGGGGCUGGGCCUGGACCGCAUGGUCCCGGCGGGGAUGGGCCCCGUGAUGGAGAGGAUGCCGGCCGGGCUGGACCGCCUGGGAGCGGCCCCCAUGGACCGGAUGGGGCUGGACCGCUUGGCGGCCCCCAGCAUGGACCGCAUGGGGCUGGACCGCAUCGGGGCGGCGGCCAGCAGCAUGGACCGGAUGGGGCCAGCCCUGAGCCAGGGCAUGGGCGCCGGAUUAGACCGCAUCGGGCUGCCCAUGGGGAGCAGCUUCGAGAGAAGCAUGGACAUGGAGCGCGGGAACUUUGCUGCCGGAAACUUCAGCGGCGCCCUGGGCACCGGAGGACCCGUCGCGGCCGCUGCCGCGGCCGCCGCCGGAGUAGCCAGGAAAGCCUGCCAGAUUUUUGUGAGAAACCUUCCUUUUGACUUUACGUGGAAAAUGCUGAAGGACAAGUUCAACGAAUGUGGGCACGUGCUCUACGCCGACAUCAAGAUGGAGAACGGGAAGUCCAAAGGCUGCGGCGUGGUGCGCUUUGAGUCCCCCGAGGUGGCCGAGCGAGCCUGCCGCAUGAUGAACGGCAUCCAGCUCCGCGGCCGAGAGAUCGACGUCCGGAUUGACCGAAAUGCUUAAAAAAUGUCCCGCCUUUUUAAAAUGCCGAGGGGGAAGUGGGGUGGGAUGGGAAAGCGGGAGUCUGGAUUUGUAAUUCUUUCUCGUUUAUGGUUUCUUUUUUUUAAAAAAAACAAAAUCUGCCUGGAUAUAAUAACUGGCGAGAAAAGCUUUGCUGCUUUCUGGAGUCAUUUUAAUUCUUCCCUUUUUAAAAAAAAACAAAAAAAAACCACGGGGAUGGCUUUUUUCCAUUUUUUUGUUUUUUAAUCUUUACCUCUCUCUCUUUCUCUCUCUCUUUUCGGUAGCAGUUUUUAAACUGCUGAACCCGGCAGAAUUCUGGUUCUUUUGUAGCCGUGCCACCUGGUUGCAUUGCAAAGGGGGAAAAAAAAAAUGUUUGCCUUGUGUCUGGAGUGAAGUCCUUUUUCCAGGAACUGGUGGCUUCCACUUCUUUGCCUGUUCCUGACUGGUGAAAGAACCUUGUGGAAAGUUUUUGGUUUUUUUUGAGGGGUGGGGAGGGGAUGGGGGAGAGAAAGCUAGUCCCGAUCAUUUGUGUUACCUACCCUCCUUUGGAAAAUAGCUUGUUUGGAACCUUUUGUCGACGGAAGCCUUUGGAAAUGUGGGCGACUAGCACGCGAAUCCGACCAAAACUGUCCUGUACGAGAUCUUGUCAACAUUAAAGAUGUUUUUCCUUGUGACUUAACGUUA
Messenger RNA from Crotalus tigris (Tiger rattlesnake), 2962 nucleotides. It is a transcript of the gene HNRNPM, whose product is annotated as heterogeneous nuclear ribonucleoprotein M. Gene Ontology annotation, cellular component: post-mRNA release spliceosomal complex; nucleus; cytoplasm. The transcript has 16 exons. The coding region runs from base 41 to 2281 and encodes 746 amino acids. Gene Ontology annotation, biological process: alternative mRNA splicing, via spliceosome; regulation of mRNA stability involved in response to oxidative stress. Gene Ontology annotation, molecular function: mRNA binding. NCBI's taxonomy places the organism in Eukaryota, Metazoa, Chordata, Lepidosauria, Squamata, Viperidae. The record is from RefSeq and is a predicted model, not a curated record.